CUAAGGCCGAAGGCAUAACGCAAAAUCCCCUAAUUCUCUAUCUGAUUGCUGCGGCCUGCGAAGUGCGAACGGCGAGCGACGGCGACUCCGACCAGCUGCGCGGUGCGCGGACGACGGCGACAAGCCCUUAGUCGCUCAGCGACCGCGACCAGCGACCGGCGACGAGCCCUCAGCCGCUCAGCGACCGGCAACCGGCGACCGGCGACCAGCCCUCCCCUCCGCGACCAGUGACCGGCGACCAGCCCUCCCCUCCGCGACUGCGACCAGCGACCAGCCCUCUACGAGCCUCCGCCUCCGCGACCACGACCACUGACCAGCCGACUGUGUUCUGCUUCUGGAAUCUGGACCUCUGAGAUGGGAGCUUGUGAGGAGGGCAGCAGUCUGAAUCCAGUUGUUUCUUUCUUCAAAAUCAUCGUCAGCAAUGAAUUCUUGGAAACUCUGUUUUUGCCUCCUACAUUUGUUAAAUACGUGUCCCACUUGGUUGGUCAAGAAAUAUAUCUUGAGGACUCUAUUGGAGUUAAAUCAAAAGCAACUGUAUCAUAUUGUAAUGGUACACUGGCUAUCCAUCAGGGAUGGAGCCAAUUCUCGUUGGACCAUAAUGUUGAAAGGGGAGACUUUGUGGUGUUGCAUUUGAUUAAGGGACCCGUAGGACACUUUGUUGUUCACAUAUAUGGCCGAAGUGGUUGUCUGAAAACCAACUUUGAUGCACCUUCAGAGAGAAGUAACAAAAGAGCACGGACUAUCAGAAGCUUACCUGAACAAGAUGAGACUGCAGAAGUAAAUUCGAUGAACAAAGAGCGUUCUCCUACUUGUUUUGCAACUAUGCCAGGCUUUGGAAACAAUCAUCACCAGCCGCCCACAAUAACACACACUCCAAUUAUUGAUGUAGAUAGUGGAAGUAAACAAUCCAGUCCACCUGUCAUGCAUUUUGAAGAGUCAUUUUAUAUGACUGGUCAAGAUACUGGAUACAAUCAAGAGGAGAACAGAAUGCAUUUAUUUGACCUAUCAAGUUUUGAAAUGCCGGCAUUCAGGCAUGCUGAAGGAAACAACUUUUCAAAAGGUAAAAGUGAUCCUCUUGAUCUUGUUCAGCAAGUUGUGCAGUCAGAAAAGGAUACUAUGUCACUGAAUGAUCUUGUAUUCACAACCGAGAGAGAAGCCUACCACUCUCCAGGCAGGAUUCAUAUGGAUUCCAAUGGAACAUCUCACUUUGAUGAAAAAAUGAAACCAAAAGAGAAAGAUCUCUUGCAGGUGAGAGCACAAGGUGUGAGUGGUGUGACCCAACAACCAAGAUCUGAAAUGCCAGCAAGUAGACCUGCUGAAAGAAAGAGGAUUUUAAUAGGAGACAGAGAAGCUAUAGAACAUGUUGAGAGUGAAGUGAUUUUUUUAAAGGAAAAAAGUUCCAAAGAAAAGAUCCCCUGCACAGGCAGUGCUCAGAUGGCCAGAGCAGAAUGUGGUGCCAAAGAAAGUAUUACACCAUGUAAAAACAACAAAGGCCCCUGCACAGGCAGUGCUCAGAUGGCCAGACCAGAAUGUGGUGCCAAAGAAACUAUUACGUCAUAUAGAAAGACCCCCUGCGUAGGCAAUGUUCAGAUCGACAGAGCAGAAUAUUGUGGAGCAUCUGACGUUGCCUCCUUAAUAGCUAAGGAAACGAGAGUAGUUAAGAGAGAACCAAUGGAGGUGGGGAAAGAAGAUACAGGAAAUGAACUGAACACGAGAAGCAAGUCUUACACCAGGGUCAAAAGUGAGCCCGUUGAUUUAACAGAUACACCAAUACUUGCUGCUCCAUCCAAUGACUCCUUUCUGGUGAUGGUUGAUCGUCAGGAUUUUCUUGAACUACCAGAUUCAUGGCCUAAAAUAAGAAGCCAAGAAAAUAAGAUUAUAUUCCUCAAAGAUCCAACUAACAGAGUUUGGCCGACUUUAUACCAGAAGAAGAAGCAGUUGAGAGUUUUGACAGGUGGAUGGAAAGACUUCUGUGUGGCUAAUGAGCUUAAACCAGGACACGAAUGUGUUUUCCAAGCCAAAGAGUUCCCUCAUUACAGUGUUGAUAUUAGACCGUGGCAAAGGAACCAAGCCGCGUGACUCUUUGACCCCACAGGAAAUUUUUGGCCAGUGUAUGGAAUGAGCUUUGCACAGAUAAUGGGAUUUGAAGGUUUUUUUUUUUUUGCGCGGUGAAUAGCUGACCUGAUAUUUAGUGUAGGCAUUGCAUUGCUCACAGGUGCGGAAGCAAUGGAAAACUGGAAAUGGUUUUUGAGGUGUUUUUGUGCUGCUGCACUAUCUUUUUGUCUAGCUUAAGUCUAAAUGAUGAAGCUCUGUACUCUAUGUGGGUUGGGACUUUAUCUUUUGCAAAGCUGUGGACAAAACAUAUAUGCUAAAAAGAUUCACAUAUAGUCUUAAAUACUUAAAUGUUCUUACUAUACGAACAUUUUACCAAA
Messenger RNA from Ipomoea triloba (trilobed morning glory), 2432 nucleotides. RefSeq lists its product as uncharacterized. Bases 355 to 2079 code for a protein of 574 amino acids. The record is from RefSeq and is a predicted model, not a curated record. Gene Ontology annotation, molecular function: DNA binding. Lineage: Eukaryota; Viridiplantae; Streptophyta; Magnoliopsida; Solanales; Convolvulaceae. The transcript is spliced from 7 exons.